Molecule: messenger RNA, 321 nt
Organism: Danaus chrysippus (African queen)
Lineage: Eukaryota; Metazoa; Arthropoda; Insecta; Lepidoptera; Nymphalidae
Source: the annotation of a GenBank genome assembly
AUGGAGUUUCGUGCAAUGUUCGUCUUCUUUGCUCUCCUCAUUAUGUUUGGAACAGCUGAAAGUCAUGGGCAGAUUUAUUGCGGUCGUCACUUGGCUGAUGUCAUCGCAAGGCUUUGUGAGAUGAAAGGUCAGAACGUGAUGAAGAAGUCUCUGCCAGAGUACAACAGUAUCUCCGAAGAGAACGAAUGGCCCUGGUUCAGACAUUUUCGUUUGGACAGCGACCGUAUCAACAGGUACAAGAGAUUGGUUGGCGUAGCGUCGGAGUGCUGUGAUAAACCCUGCAGUGAAGAAGUACUAUUAUCGUACUGUACCUUAAUGUAA